Molecule: messenger RNA, 1881 nt
Organism: Orycteropus afer afer
Lineage: Eukaryota; Metazoa; Chordata; Mammalia; Tubulidentata; Orycteropodidae
Source: RefSeq, a predicted model, not a curated record
GCUAAAAUCAUGGCUCAUGAUUUGGUAAUGUUCAGAGAUGUGGCUGUAGACUUUUCUCAGGAAGAAUGGGAAUGCUUGGAUUCAUAUCAGAGGAAUUUGUACAGAGAUGUGAUAUUAGAGAACUACAGCAACUUGGUAUCGUUGGCAGGAUGUUAUAUUUCUAAGCCAGAUGUGGUUACUUUAUUGGAGCAAGGUAAAGAUCCCUGGAUGAUUGUGAAGGAUAAGAAAAUAAGAUGGAAUCUAGAUUUGGAAUCCAAGUAUGACACUAACAAGUUAUUUCAAGAAAAAGACAUUUAUGAAAUGAAUUUAUCUCAGUGGGAAAUAAGGGAAAGAAUUAAAAAUCAUGGUCUUGAAGACUCCUUUGUUGAAAAAGAUUGUGAAUUUAAAAACAAGUCUGAGAAUCAGGCAUGUCCUCAAGAGAUAUUUUUCAGACAAGUGAAAACCAGCUGUAAAAAAAUACCUGCUUUCAGAAAAUGUACAUCAUUUACUCUAUAUCAGGGAAGAAAUAAUUCAGAAAAACCCUAUGAAUGUGAGGAAUGUGGGAAGGCAUUUAGAGUACGCCAGCAGCUUACUUUCCAUGAGAGAAUUCAUACUGGAGAGAAGCCCUAUGAAUGUAAAGAAUGUAGAAAAACCUUUAGGCAAUAUGCACACCUUAGUCGCCAUCAGAGAAUUCAUACUGCUGACAAACUAUAUGAAUGUAAAAAAUGUGAAAAGAUCUUUAAAUGUGGCCCAGACCUUCGAGUACAUCAGAGAAUUCAUAUUAGUGAGAAGCCCUAUGAAUGUAAAGAAUGUGGGAAAGCCUUCAGAGUGCGAGGACAACUCAGUCUCCAUCAAAGGAUUCAUACAGGUGAGAAACCCUAUGAUUGUAAGGAAUGUGGGAAGGCUUUUAGACAGUAUGCACACCUUACUCGACAUCAAAGACUCAGUAAUGCAAAGAAGUGCUAUGACUGUAAGGAAUGUGGGCAAACAUUCUUGUGUAGUACAGGGCUUAGACUACAUCACAAACUUCAUACUGGUGAAAAACCUUACGAAUGUCAGGAAUGUGGGAAGGCAUUUAGGGUGCGGCAACAACUUACACUUCAUCAGAGAAUUCAUACUGGUGAAAAACCCUAUCACUGUAAGGACUGUGGGAAGACCUUUAGCCGUGGCUAUCAUCUAACUCUUCACCAGAGAAUUCAUACUGGUGAAAAACCUUAUGAAUGUAAAGAAUGUCAGAAGUUCUUUCGCCGUUAUUCAGAACUUAUUUCACAUCAAGGUAUUCAUAUUGGAGAGAAACCCUAUGAAUGUAAGGAAUGUGGAAAGGCUUUUCGACUAUUCUCACAGCUUAAUCAACAUCAGAGUAUUCAUUUUGGUGAGAAACCUUAUAAAUGUAAAGAAUGCGAGAAGACUUUUAGACUGCUCUCACAGCUUACUCAACAUCAGAGUAUUCAUACUGGUGAGAAACCCUAUGAUUGUAGCAAAUGUGAAAAGGCCUUUAGGCUUCACUCAUCUCUUAUUCAACAUCAGAGGAUUCAUUCUGGUGAGAAACCAUACAAAUGUAAAGAAUGUAAGAAGGCAUUUAGACAACAUUCACAUCUUACUUAUCAUCACAGAAUUCAUAAUACUACAUGUCCCGGAAGCCACCGCGGUCCGGCGCCAUUUCGUAAACUUACGGCGUUACAUCUUGGUUACAUCUACUACCCGCAGGUGAGCAGACGAGUUUACAGGGUUUCUGCACGCACGCGGCACCUGACUUGGAACCCCCAGAAAGAAGCCCGGUAUGGAGUGCUGGGAAUACUAGUGUGCCAGGCACCGCUCGGUGCUGCUAGGAGCUGGUCGACCGGCGCUGUGGACUACAUUAUUUCCCCCAGAGGCCGCAGCACUCCAGGCUACUUUUCUUAA